AGCUUGAAUCAGCUGUUCUGCUCCAGCUGUGCACUGUGCUGCGUUUUUGAUUGACAGUACAUCAAGGAGAGAAAAUAUAAAUAAAAGAAAAUAUAUAUAUGAAUAAUUUUUCAAUGUUUCUAAAAAAUACACUGGGAAAACAAAGUCUAAAUUGGAACGUAUACACAAUCAAGAAUUACUUUUGACGUGAAUUUCCUAUGCAAUAAUGACAGUGUUUUAUGACUAGAGAUAUAAGAUUUCGUUUGCAGAAUUAGACAUAAUUUAUAAAUAAUUUAUAAAAAAAAUUUAUUUAAAUUUAUAAAAUAAUUUAUAAAAAAAAAUGAAUCUGACGGCUGUAAGAAUUUUUGGAGACUCGAGAGCUGCGAGAUACGUGCUUGACAGAAGGCCGCACGUGUUAUUGUUCGGUGACGCCAAAAAAAUGCAAGCAAGAUGUAAAAGUCAAAAGAUAAUGUCCAAAGCUAUUGAGAGAAAUAGAUAUCAAAAAUUGGAAGAACCUAUUGGAAUAUAUGGCUUUUGCUUGUUGGGUAUACCUAUUGCUACUUUUGCACUUGGCACAUGGCAAAUUAAGAGAUGGCUAUGGAAGCUGGAUUUAAUAAAGACUCUGGAACAUCGUACUUCUGCGGAGCCAAUGGAUUUGCCAUCUAAUUUAGAAGAACUGAAGAAUAAGGAAUAUUAUUGUGUAAAAGUGAGAGGAAAAUUUUUGUAUGAAAAAGAAUUUUUGAUGGGGCCCAGAAGUCUUAUUCUAGAUGGAGAAGCUGUCAGUGAAAAAGGCGGAGGAGUAUUUGCUAGCAAGUCGAGUACAGGAUAUUAUGUGAUUACACCUUUUAAACUGGAAGAUCGGGAUUUGACCAUCAUGGUAAAUCGUGGAUGGAUCCCUAAAAAUGAUCGUACAUCAUAUAAAAUGGAAGACAAAAUUACAGAUUCCAUGGAAAUCGUCGGCAUUUGUAGAAAAACUGAAAAUCGACCUCCAUUUGUGCCUGCCAAUGCUCCUGCAAAAGGUGUAUGGCAUUACAGGGAUCUAGAUGCAAUGGCAAAGGUAGCAGAAGCAGAACCUGUAUAUAUAGAAUUAUUGCCCGGAUAUAGCACACCACGAGGACCGAUUGGUGGUCAAACAAGAAUAACUUUAAGAAACGAACAUUUAAGUUAUAUAAUCACCUGGUACGGGUUGUGUGGCGCUACGAGCUAUAUGUGGUUUCGAUAUUUUGUGCAGAAAUUACCUCUUGCUUAGUUGCAUUUUUUUAGAAGCAGAAAAAAUUUAUCUGAAACAUAUGUAAAAAUGUGUGAGAAGAAGAGAGAGA
Molecule: messenger RNA, 1298 nt
Organism: Camponotus floridanus (Florida carpenter ant)
Lineage: Eukaryota; Metazoa; Arthropoda; Insecta; Hymenoptera; Formicidae
Product: surfeit locus protein 1
Exons: 5
Coding region: 320-1228 (302 amino acids)
Biological process (GO): mitochondrial respiratory chain complex IV assembly
Cellular component (GO): mitochondrion; membrane
Source: RefSeq, a predicted model, not a curated record